Messenger RNA from Charadrius vociferus (killdeer), 489 nucleotides. It is a transcript of the gene BCL2L15, whose product is annotated as BCL2-like 15. Lineage: Eukaryota; Metazoa; Chordata; Aves; Charadriiformes; Charadriidae. Bases 1 to 489 code for a protein of 162 amino acids. The transcript is spliced from 5 exons. The record is from RefSeq and is a predicted model, not a curated record. Gene Ontology annotation, biological process: regulation of apoptotic process.
AUGGGAAACUUCGAGGUGCAGACGCAGUGCGUUGUGGAAGCUUUAUUCCUGGACCUCCGCAGUGAAGAUGAGAGCGACUGCCGGAGCCUGGAGACAGAUUCAGGAGUGUCACUGCAGUCGGAGGAGAGCGAUGAGAUGUUUUCCAAGUUUGACCCAAUCGUGAUCGCCAGUCGCCUGCGGCGGAUGGGGGACCAGUGCAACAUGGAUUUUGAACGGGUUUCCUCAGAGGCUCUUGCUGAAGUGCUCAAGGGGAAGGUGGAGAAGUUUGGGGCUGCUGUGGACUCUCUCCGCAGGAACUGGAGUGACCGGAACCCUGAGCUGGUCUACGAGAGAGCUUUUCUCAGUGUUUCUGUGAAAUUGCUAACAUAUAUUGCUAAGAAAAUCCCAGAUUUGCUGCAUCCCACCCACCUCAUACAAGUGAUUAAUGGAAAUGCUCAAGUGAGAAACUACAUUGAGGCCCACGGUGGAUGGGAGAACUUGGACAAUUGA